AGAUUCAAAUUUUAGAGAAAACAGUAUUUUGUGCGCAAGUGACGUGGCGUCCUCUUCAUGCGAAGAGCGAUUAAGAACUUCCGGUGUAUCGCAAACAAUAUCGUCGGCGGGCUCUAGUAGCGAAAACAUUUGUAGUUCUAGCUCCAUGAAUAAAGAGGGUCCUAAAAUUCCGAAUUCCAGACCUUCAUUUAUGAUUACCGACAUUCUAGCAUCGGAAUCCAAACGAAGAGAACCGGAAGCAUGCCAUAGUGUCUUUUCUGACCCGCGCCUGUUUCCGCUUCAUCACCGGGCAUUCUUAGAGCGCCCCAUGACGGCAUGCUCUUCCGGUUCCGACACCGGCGCCGUCGGCAACCAUCUACUCACCGACGAGAGCGACUACGACGACGUCAAAUCCGACGCCGACGACGACUCCAACAAGACGCCCGGUAAAGACAGCCCGCCGCACCUGCUGAAGCCAAAGAAGCCUCGAAAGGCUCGAACCGCCUUCACCGACCACCAGCUUAACUCACUUGAGAAAACCUUCGAGCGUCAGAAAUACUUGAGCGUACAGGAUCGCAUGGAGCUGGCCGCGAAGUUGAAUCUUACGGACACCCAGGUGAAAACCUGGUACCAAAACAGACGGACAAAAUGGAAGCGUCAGACGGCGGUGGGUCUGGAACUCCUCGCGGAGGCAGGAAACUACGCCGCCGUCCAGAGGAUGCUCCAAAGCAAUCCCUACUGGUUCACCUACCAUCCGCAGGCGGCCGGAAUCAUCUCGAACCUGGAUGCGCUCUAUUAUAGAGGUAACACCGAGACCUCGCUUAGUCAGACAAGUCCGCGGCCAACACUUCCCCGGAUGUUCAUCCACGGUCUGCAGCAGCACGUGAACCAUCUGCCAAGCCCGAGCAUGUUUGGAGAGAACAGGAACUAGGACAAACGGCAACAUUCAAAGGGACACUGAGUCUUUAUAAAGCCCGAGCAUGUUUGGAGAGAACGGGAACUAGGUCAAAAGGCAACAUUUAUAGGGACACUGAGUCUGUAUACGGUUUAGAGUUAAAAUAUACUAGACACAAUGAGAUAUCCAGUCUGCGAAAUGUUUGGAGAGUAUUAACUACUGAUACUUUAUCAGAAACACUGUCAAAUGUUUGGAGAGAACAAACAACUAGAAGUGAAGGCAAGUGGAACAUUCACAGGAAAAUUGAUUUUGUUAUCAGGUUAUAUUUUGAUCUUGAAGGAUCAAGACGUAAAUGCAAAUUCAGUCUAUGGGAUGUUUGUCGAAAAUAGGGCCUAGACGACAAUUCAUAUAGUAGAGAAUUUGUUGGAUUGCCAUUUUAAUCAAUCAGGAAAUAACACGCUAACGGCUCAAUCAAACUGUUAGGAUUCACGAGUUAAAACUCAAGAACGAAAGUUUGAAAAAUGUUUGAAGA
Molecule: messenger RNA, 1406 nt
Organism: Dreissena polymorpha
Lineage: Eukaryota; Metazoa; Mollusca; Bivalvia; Myida; Dreissenidae
Product: barH-like 1 homeobox protein
Exons: 4
Coding region: 146-910 (254 amino acids)
Biological process (GO): regulation of DNA-templated transcription
Molecular function (GO): DNA binding; DNA-binding transcription factor activity, RNA polymerase II-specific
Source: RefSeq, a predicted model, not a curated record